This is a messenger RNA of Erpetoichthys calabaricus (reedfish), 2017 nucleotides long. It is a transcript of the gene dus2, whose product is annotated as dihydrouridine synthase 2. Gene Ontology annotation, biological process: tRNA dihydrouridine synthesis. Gene Ontology annotation, cellular component: cytoplasm. The transcript has 16 exons. The record is from RefSeq and is a predicted model, not a curated record. Gene Ontology annotation, molecular function: tRNA binding; tRNA dihydrouridine synthase activity; flavin adenine dinucleotide binding. Lineage: Eukaryota; Metazoa; Chordata; Cladistia; Polypteriformes; Polypteridae. The coding region runs from base 164 to 1633 and encodes 489 amino acids.
GCGACCACAUGUGUGGCAAGGAGAGUUGCUGACAGGGAAGAGCAGUUUCAAUCGUUUGUUGUAAAUUGAGUGCUUUACUUGAAUUUCAAUUAGAAAGAGGCUCUGUGGCUGUACAGGCAGGGAACGUUCGGUAUAUGAGGGAGAACCUGGGGCUGGAGAGAUAAUGAAAGAGCAAGUGAUAAAGGAAGCAGCAGCAAAACUUUGUUUUCACAAUAAGUUAAUCCUGGCACCCAUGGUCCGAGUUGGGACUCUACCGAUGCGACUGCUGGCUCUGGACUAUGGAGCUGAAAUUGUGUACUGUGAGGAAAUAAUUGACAUCAAAAUGCAGCAAUGCAGAAGGGUUAUAAAUGAAAUACUUGAAACAGUGGAUUUUGUGGCACCUGAUGAGCGAGUUAUAUUUCGAACCUGUGAAAGAGAAAAGAAUCAUGUAGUCUUCCAGAUGGGGACUGCUGAUCCACAGAGAGCAUUGACAGUGGCACAGUUGGUUGAAAAUGAUGUUGCGGGAAUAGAUGUGAAUAUGGGCUGUCCCAAGGAAUAUUCAACAAAGGGUGGAAUGGGCGCAGCUCUACUAUCGGAUCCAGCCAAAAUUGAAUCGAUACUGAGAACUCUUGUCAAAGGAAUUGCCAAGCCUGUGACGUGCAAAAUUCGAAUUUUUCCUUCUGUGGAAGACACAGUGAAGCUAGUUCAGCGCAUUGAAAGCACAGGUGUAGCUGCAAUUGCAGUACAUGGGAGGAUUAAAGAAGAGAGACCACAACAUCCCGUUCACUGUGACACAAUCAAGGCCAUUGCAGAUGCAGUCUCCAUUCCAGUCAUAGCAAAUGGUGGAUCCAGUGAACAUGUCAAGGUACACUCAGAUAUAGAAGUUUUUCAAUCAUUGACUGGGUCCUCCUCAGUUAUGCUUGCAAGAGCAGCUAUGUGGAACCCUUCCAUUUUUAGGAAAGAUGGACUACUGCCUCUGGAACAUGUCAUGAGAGAGUACAUCAGAUAUGCUGUGUGCUAUGACAACUACCACUCAAACACUAAAUAUUGCCUCUGUCAAAUGCUGCGGGAAAAGAUGGAGACACCACUGGGUAAAAGACUUCAUGCUGCCCAGUCAAAUCAAGAAAUCUGUCAAGUUUUUGAGAUGGAAGAAUACUGGAAAGAGACACAGUCAGCUCUGGAGAUAAGAAAGUCAGCAGUUGAGUUAGGAAGACAAGAGACUGAAGAGCAACCAAAUGAUACAGAUGUGAUCCAGUUGCCAGUCCGGUUUGACAAGCGAGAAUACCCUCCACAGAUCACACCUAAAAUGUUUUUAUUGGAAUGGAGCCGCAGGGAGAAACUCCCACAACCUGUUUAUGAGACAGUGCAAAGAUCAUUGGACAGGUUUUUUAGGUCCACGGUAACAGUAGAUGGUAAAAAAUUUCAGUCAACAGUCUGGGACAAAUCAAAGAAGCUGGCAGAGCAAUCUGCUGCCAUUGUUUGCCUUCGCACUCUUGGACUUCCCGAGGGGAAGAUUGGUGAAAAAGAAAGCAACUUGGUCAACAAGCGAAAACGUGAAAAAGAGGUGCCUUAUGAGAAGACCGAGGAAGAAGACGAAUCUGCCAAAUCACUUAGCAAAAAGCAGAAUGUGGCUACCAAAAAUGCAAUGCUGUAAGGUUCUGAUGUCUGCAGUAAAUUUCUUCCGAUGUUCUGGACAAGGGCACUCUGCACUUUCAUCACUUUAAAUUGGUGCCUUCAGUGUUCCUGGAUUGUGGAGCACUGGUAUCCAGCUCAGAAAUAAAAACAAGCAAACAUAUUUCCAACAGACUUUUAUGUUUCAGCUGGCAACUCUCCAAGAAGUAAAGGCAAUCACCCGCUCAAGUCAGGAAAGGACCCAUGCUAGUAGAAACUCUCUGGCUGUUUGUGUGUUUGGGUCAUUCAGGAUUCCUUGAGCAUACAAAAGUGAGCUUGAGGCUCCAGAGUUUGGUUGCCUUUCCAUGCUCAAGGCUGUUUGUAUGUGUCAGGGUGUAUUUCAUGAUUAAAUUACUGUCAACCACUA